AUGAGUGUAUUUCUUUUGCCCGAUGAGAUUAGCAAAGACAUUGAGAGGAUGAUGACCAAGUUUUGGUGGCAAUCAUCUAUGAAUGAUGGCAAAGGCAUACAUUGGAUGGCUUGGCACAAGCUUGGCAAGCAUAAAAAGGGUGGUGGAAUGGGCUUUCGGGAUCUUCGUGACUUCAACCUUGCUCUUCUUGGUAAACAAGGGUGGUGUUUGCUAACAAGGCCACACUCUUUAGCAACAAAAGUGUUCAAAGCACGUUACUUCGCUGAUGGAAACUUCCUCUCGGCUAAGCUGGGUUCGAACCCGAGUUUCGUAUGGCAAAGCAUCUUUGAAGCACAAGACUUGGUUCUUCAUGGGGUAAGAUGGUGUGUUGGUGAUGGUACUUCUAUCUCUGUGUUGGGGGAGCCUUGGCUUCCCGAUCCUACUACACCAAUGGUUGUUUCUUCACACCCAUCGCUUAUUAACACCAAGGUUGCUAACUUGAUGACAAUGGAAGGGUUGAGUUGGGAUGAGGAAAUCAUUGAAGACUUAUUUGAGGUAAGGGACCAGCGUUUGAUCAAGAGAAUUCCCUUGAAUGUCACGAGCACAACUGACCACAUUUACUGGACUAAGGAAGCUUUGGGGUAUUAUACAGUCAAGAGUGCCUAUUCACUGCUGCAAAAACAAAAAGGAAACUGGUUUGAGGAUAAUGUUGCUGGUUUUUGGAACAAGCUAUGGAGUCUACAGCUCCCACCAAAAGUCACUAACCUGGUUUAG
Messenger RNA from Cannabis sativa, 753 nucleotides. RefSeq lists its product as uncharacterized. The record is from RefSeq and is a predicted model, not a curated record. NCBI's taxonomy places the organism in Eukaryota, Viridiplantae, Streptophyta, Magnoliopsida, Rosales, Cannabaceae. The coding region runs from base 1 to 753 and encodes 250 amino acids. The transcript has a single exon.